Molecule: messenger RNA, 561 nt
Organism: Heteronotia binoei (common prickly gecko)
Lineage: Eukaryota; Metazoa; Chordata; Lepidosauria; Squamata; Gekkonidae
Product: guanosine-3',5'-bis(diphosphate) 3'-pyrophosphohydrolase MESH1-like
Exons: 1
Coding region: 4-552 (182 amino acids)
Molecular function (GO): guanosine-3',5'-bis(diphosphate) 3'-diphosphatase activity
Source: RefSeq, a predicted model, not a curated record
GCCAUGAGCCCCUCCUCGGAGGCCGCCCACCUGCUGGAGGCCGCCAACUUCGCCGCCCGCAAGCACAAGGAGCAGCGGCGCAAGGACCCAGAGGGCACCCCCUACAUCAACCACCCCAUCGGUGUGGCCUGCAUCCUGGCCCAGGAAGGCGGAGUCACCGACGUGGCGGUGCUGCAGGCGGCGCUGCUGCACGACACGCUGGAGGACACCGACACCUCCCCGGCCGAGCUGGAGGAGCGCUUUGGGGUGGAGGUGCGGCGCCUGGUGCAGGAGGUGACCGACGACAAGGCCUUGCCCAAGGCCCAGCGCAAGCGCCUGCAGGUGCAACAGGCCGCCAGCAAAAGCCCCUCCGCCCGGCUGGUCGCUCUGGCUGACAAGCUCCACAACCUGCGUGACCUCCAGCGCUGCACCCCCGCAGGUUGGUCAGAGGAGCGGGUCCAGGAGUACUUCCUUUGGGCCUUGGAGGUGGUGAAGGGCUUGAGAGGGACCAACGCGGUGCUGGAAGAGAAGCUGCAGCAGCUGUUCCAAGCAAGAGGCCUCCUCCUGGUGUGACCUGCCCCA